Molecule: messenger RNA, 427 nt
Organism: Prorocentrum cordatum
Lineage: Eukaryota; Dinophyceae; Prorocentrales; Prorocentraceae
Source: the annotation of a GenBank genome assembly
GCCAACCCCGGAUGCAAGUGGGUCUCCAUCAGGGACCGCGCUGGCUUCGAGAUCAAGGCGAGGGCGUGCUUCGCAGAGGGGAGGCAGGAGCUCGAGAAGCCGCUGCCGUAUCGCCUCCAGCAGGGAAGGCCGUUGGUGACCACGUCUUCGAUCUCGUCAGAGGGCGAGUUCUGCCUGCUGAAGUUGACUUGCAGCCUGCGCCAGGCAGAGGAGGAGCAGCGCAAGCCAUGUCAGGACGACAGGAAUUUCAUCCCCGAGGACGGCUUCCGUGGGGAGCGAUACAGGUACGCCUUCGAGCUGUGGUUGCAGGGCUUGGGGUUCGCCCUCGGCCAGGUGUUCGCUGCGCCGCGCGCAGUCAGCCCCAGCUCUCGGCCGAGGGUGCGCGCCUGCGGUCGCAGCGGGCGCGCCGCCGACGCCGGCGCCGAAG